UGGUGGGACCAAUGGUGAUUGGACCUCCAUGCUGCCAGUUUUCCCUGUGUCAAGGUGUUCAAACAUCCUGUAGGUGAAGCCUGGUUAAAAUCUCUCUAAGCAAAACCUAGAUCUGGUCCCCAACUUCCUCGUCUGAAGAUACAUUGCUUGCUUUUAAACGCAAACUGGACUCCCCCUCCCAUUGCAAGACAGUAUGGCCCUGACCACAGAGUUGAGGACACAGCUACAACUGAGAGAGGUGGCAGGGAUCCCCCUGCAGGCUAGCACUGUGGACAACUGGAGCCAGAUCCAGAACUUUGAGGCCAAGCCAGAUGAUCUCCUCAUCUGUACCUACCCUAAAUCAGGGACCACGUGGAUUCAGGAAAUUGUGGACAUGAUUGAGCAGAAUGGAGAUGUGGAGAAAUGUCAGAGAGCCGUAAUUCAACACCACCAUCCAUUCAUCGAGUGGGCUCGGCCACCCCAGCCUUCUGGGGUGGAAAAAGCCAAAGCAAUGCCCUCUCCAUGGAUACUAAGGACUCACCUUCCAAUUCAGCUCUUGCCUCCAUCUUUCCGGGAAAAUAACUGCAAGUUCCUUUAUGUGGCUCAAAAUGCCAAAGACUGCAUGGUUUCCUACUACCAUUUCCAAAGGAUGAAUCAAAUGCUUCCUGACCCUGGCACCUGGGAAGAGUAUUUUGAAACCUUCAUCAAUGGGAAAGUGGGCUGGGGUUCCUGGUAUGACCAUGUAAAGGGAUGGUGGGAGAUGAAAGACAGAUACCAGAUUCUCUUCCUCUUCUUUGAGGACAUAAAACGGGACCCAAAGCAAGAAAUUCAGAAAGUGAUGCAGUUCAUGGGAAAGAGCUUGCAUGAAACAGUGCUAGAUAAAAUUGUCCAAGAGACGUCAUUUGAGAAAAUGAAAGAAAACCCCAUGACAAAUCGAUCUACAGUUCCCAAAUCCAUCCUGGACCAGUCCAUUUCCCCCUUCAUGAGAAAAGGAACUGUGGGGGAUUGGAAAAACCACUUCACUGUGGUUCAGAGUGAAAGAUUUGAUGAAAUCUACAGACAAAAGAUGGAAGGAACCUCAAUAAAUUUCUGCAUGGAACUCUGAACAAGAUGUACAUAGAAAGGUAGAUGACAAGAAUGGGGAAGCUAUCUUCAAUCCUUCAGGCAAGCCCAAAGAAUCUCUGAAAGCAUAUUGUAAAAAUAUACAAUUGUGAUACCACUGUCUCUGUGAUUAUUACCAACCUGAUUUUUCAAAAGGAUCAUGUCUAAUGCUUAUUUUCUCACCAUCCUUUCCAAAGUAAGAAAUAAAAUGGCUUAAUAAAUAAAAUAAAAUAAAAUAAAAUAAA
Molecule: messenger RNA, 1325 nt
Organism: Lynx canadensis (Canada lynx)
Lineage: Eukaryota; Metazoa; Chordata; Mammalia; Carnivora; Felidae
Product: sulfotransferase 1C2
Exons: 8
Coding region: 194-1084 (296 amino acids)
Biological process (GO): sulfation
Cellular component (GO): cytoplasm
Molecular function (GO): sulfotransferase activity
Source: RefSeq, a predicted model, not a curated record